CUCCGCGAGAGAAGGGUUUACGGUUACCAGGGCUCGAUACAUUACCGUAUCGGUCCCCUCCACGGCCAAUGCUGGGCCCCAUUCCCGACGCCUUGGAUGGACGGGCACAGCGUGGUGUUCGCCAGGCUUGAGGUGCGUAUGGAUGUGGUGGAGGACUGCGGCGAUAUCGAACAGUUCCAAGAAGUAGUAGCCCCAACCGGACCUCUCCAUGAACGAGGUUCCAAUUCCAAUGAAGUAGCCUCCGACGGAAGAAGAACCUUCGAGAGGCGUCAGACCAUUCCGAAAUAUGUAUGGCACCGGAGGGACCUCACCCCAGGGACGAAUUGGCCAGAGAAAAUAUCUGUAUUUAUGUAUUCGGUCGAUGGGCGGAAGGAGCACUGGACGGGGCCCUGUUGCCACAGCAUAAUUGCCACAUGAUUAAUUCUGAAGUCAGACGGAGACCAGGACCAAGACCAAGACCAAGACCAAGAUAAAUGCUAAUAGAUAUACAUUUAUGAGUCUGAAGGCGGGGACGGGGCGCAGGCGAUGGCGACCGUUUCCAGGACGCUGGGCAAAUGUUGUGCAUAGCUGAGGAAGGCGGUUGGUGCU
This is a messenger RNA of Drosophila persimilis, 588 nucleotides long. RefSeq lists its product as uncharacterized. The record is from RefSeq and is a predicted model, not a curated record. NCBI's taxonomy places the organism in Eukaryota, Metazoa, Arthropoda, Insecta, Diptera, Drosophilidae. The coding region runs from base 97 to 417 and encodes 106 amino acids. The transcript is spliced from 2 exons.